AUGGCAGCCCUCCCCGCAGCCCCGCCCGGCAGCCCCAAGGGCAGCCCCACCGCCGGCAACAGGACCGCGUCCCCGCUCGCGGCCCCCACCAUCGCCGACCUGCUGGAUGGCGUCGCCGUGCUCGUCACCGGGGGGACGGGCUUCCUCGGCGGCGUCCUGGUGGAGAAGCUGCUGCGGUCCUGCCCCCGCCUGGCCAAGAUCUACAUGCUGGCUAGGCCGCGCGGCGGCCUGGACGCGAACGCGCGCGUCAAGCAACUCCUGGACAAGCCGCUGUUCGCGGGCCACAGCCAGGCCUCGCGGGCGCGCGUCGUGGCCGUGCCCGGCGACGUGUCGCUGCCCGGGCUGGGGCUGUCGUCCGAGGACCACGCCACGCUGCUGCGCGACGUCCAGGUCGUGUUCCACGCCGCCGCCACCAUCAACUUCAACGCGGCCCUCGCCACGGCCGUCAACAUCAACGUCCUGGGAACGCGGCGCGUGCUGCAGCUGUGCAAGGACAUGCCCUCGCUCAAGGCCAUGGUGUACUUGUCGACGGCCUACUGCAACAGCACGCUGCACGACACGGUCCGAGAGCGAGUCUACCCCUCUGGCCACGACCCCAACAGCAUCAUCAGCAUCGUGCAGGACACGGACCCCGAGGCCCUCAAGGACAUGACGCGCAGCCUGCUCGGCGGACACCCCAACACGUACUCGUUCACCAAGCAGCUGGCAGAGAACGUGCUCCUGAGCGAGCGUGGGGACGUGCCCGUCGCCAUCGUGAGGCCCUCCAUCGUGAUGGGCACCUGGUCCGCCCCGUUCCCCGGCUGGGUGGACAACGUCAAGUCGGGGUCGUUCGCCUUCAUCGCGGGCGCCAUCAAGGGCGUGUUUCGAGUGACGCUGGCCGACCCGGACAAGGUGGCCGACCUGGUGCCCGCCGACCACGUCGCCAACCUGACCAUCGCCGCGGCCUGGGGCGCCGCCAUGACGGGGAAGGGUCACGACAUCCAGGUGUACCACAUGACCUCCGGCAACAGCAACCCGCUGCUGUGGCGCGACUACGUGGACCUGGUGGUGCAGAAGUGCCGCGAGAGGCCGUGCACGGGCAUGACGUGGUACCCGGACGCCAAGUGCCGCAGCAGCUACCGGCGUUGCGUCCUCGUCAUGUACCUGUUCCACCUGUUCCCGGCCAUCUUCGUGGACCUCCUGGCCCGCGCGACUGGCCGCAAACCCGAGUGA
Molecule: messenger RNA, 1212 nt
Organism: Thrips palmi
Lineage: Eukaryota; Metazoa; Arthropoda; Insecta; Thysanoptera; Thripidae
Product: putative fatty acyl-CoA reductase CG5065
Exons: 6
Coding region: 1-1212 (403 amino acids)
Biological process (GO): long-chain fatty-acyl-CoA metabolic process
Cellular component (GO): peroxisome
Molecular function (GO): alcohol-forming very long-chain fatty acyl-CoA reductase (NADP+) activity
Source: RefSeq, a predicted model, not a curated record